GAAAUAUAUUAACCUAUGUUUUUCAUUUUAAGAGGAAACGCGAACCUGACCCAUUUUGGGCCACUGUCUUCGGGUAUUCCAGGGUUUGUGGCAGGAACCUGGGAACUAAAAAAUAGACUAGGGAACCCAGAUAUAUCAUGGAGAAGUUUGCUUGAGCCUUCAAUAGAUCUUUGCUUUAACGGAAUUACAACAAACCAGCAUGCAGUGUUUUUUGGUCAUAAGGUAAAAGGAAGCAUGAAAAGGGAUCCUGGCCUAGUGGAUAUAUUUUUUAGCAAGAAAACUGGGGAUAUUAGAAAAGAAGGAGAGGUGUAUACAUUUCCUUUGCUAGGAAGAACCUUGGAGAGAAUUGCCUUAAAUGGAGCUAGUGAGCUAUAUGGGGGUUUGACUGGUGAACUACUAGCUAAAGAUAUAAAAGAUGCUGGUGGGAUAAUUACACUAAAGGACUUGAAGAAUUACAAGGUUGUGUGGGAUGAGCCGAUCUCUUUUAAGUUGAAGAAUAAGGGUUUGACCCUUGUAACAUCCCCUCCUCCUGGCAGUGGAGCGAUCACAGCUGCAAUCCUUGGUAUCAUGGAUCUUUUCAAUCCUGCUCCUAUUGAUCUUCACAAGGCCAAAACCUGGCAUAGGUUUGCUGAAGCUUCGAAGUUUGGUUUUGCGCGGAAAACUCAUUUAGCAGAUUGGAGCUUUAAAGCAACAAGCGACGGGCAUAAAAUAAGCCAUGAGGUUCACAGUUUAGUAGAGGAGCUAACCAGUGAAAACUGGAUUGAAAAUAUCAAAAAUGUUAUAGUUGACGACCAGACUUCUGGAGAUCCAGCACAUUAUGGAGCUUCCUAUAUUCCAACCGAAGAUCAUGGAACAUGUCAUAUGAAUUUCUUAGACCCUGAGGGGAAUGCAGUAUCAGUAACAGCUUCUAUCAAUCUCAUAUAUGGUUGUAAAUAUCUGUCAAGAAGUACAGGAAUCAUCAUGAAUAAUCAGAUGGACGACUUUGCCAGUCCAAAUAUAGUGAGUGCUUAUAAACUGCGCCCAUCUGAGAAUAACUUUAUCCACCCUGGUAAACGACCAAUGUCUUCUAUUAGUACAACUAUAGUACUAGAUAGUGAGGGUAGAGUCAUUGCAGUAGCUGGAGCCAGUGGAGGAACUAAAAUUAUAACCGCUGUUGCCCAGGUUUUGCUACGAACUCUUUAUCUUGGACAAAAUGUGAAAGAUGCUAUAGAUGCACCCAGAUUACAUCACCAGCUACUCCCAAUGGAAUUAUGGUAUGAGGAAGGGAAUUCCAGAUGGAUGCUGAAAGAGCUGACAUCUAUCGGGCACAAUCUAACCUAUUUUCCCACGGGGGGUUCUGCAGUACAAGCUAUUCUAGUGGAUCAAGAGACGGGGUUAACAACUGCCAAUGCGGAUUAUAGGAAGGGAGGCGGGGUAUACGGCUUCUAGUUCGGACAGUGGAAGAGAAGUUGGAGAAGGAGAUAGAGGGGAUGGAGGGGACAGAGGAGAUGGAGGGGACGGGGGAAAACGGAAUCAGACCAAAUUUAUUUGCUCAAUUUGACUUCUAAAAAAAUCCUUGAUCUUGAUUUUAUCAUAUUGACCGUUAAAAUAAUUUUUUAAUUACUUUUAAUUUGAUUUAAUUUCUAAAUUGUUCAGGUUUUUAUGUAUGCAAUUGAAGUAGAUUCUAAUACUUCUAAACCUACUAUGUACUUUUUUAUGUAUGCACUUAUUAUUAUGAACUUCAAAUAAAAUGUUUAAUCAAUAAACUUACCUUUUUUAAA
Eurytemora carolleeae is the source of this 1760-nucleotide messenger RNA. Its product is annotated as glutathione hydrolase 1 proenzyme. The transcript has 19 exons. The coding region runs from base 16 to 1428 and encodes 470 amino acids. Gene Ontology annotation, biological process: glutathione catabolic process. NCBI's taxonomy places the organism in Eukaryota, Metazoa, Arthropoda, Copepoda, Calanoida, Temoridae. The record is from RefSeq and is a predicted model, not a curated record. Gene Ontology annotation, molecular function: glutathione gamma-glutamate hydrolase. Gene Ontology annotation, cellular component: plasma membrane.